AUGAAAACCAUCAGUUGGAACUGCAGAGGGUUGGGGAGCCCUCGAGCAGUUCGAAGUCUUGCGAGACUUCUCAAGGUAGAAAAUCCCCAUCUUGUCUUCCUUAUGGAAACAAGAUUGAAAUCGGAAGAGAUGUUACAACUAAAGAGAAAAUUUAAUUUCAACUUUGGUGUUACUGUUGACUGUAGUGGUGAUGGGAGGGAUAGAGCCGGUGGGUUAUGUUUGUGGUGGAAUGAGGAUUUGGACAUCAAUAUAAAUUCCUACUCCCAAAAUCAUAUAGCAGGUAAGUGCCUUAGUGAGGAUGGUGAUGAGGACUGGUUUUUUGCUGGGAUUUAUGGUUAUCCAGAUGAAGCCAGGAAAUUGGAAACUUGGAAUCUGAUUCAUGCUCUUAAAGAUGAAGGGGGUUCUAAAACUAUCUUCUUUGGUGACCUAAAUGAUACUAUUACUGAAGCAGACAAGCUGGGGGGAAUCAGCAGAACACCGUCACAGUUACAGAGAGGGAGAAAUACUAUGGAUACUUGUGGACUGCAGGAAGUGGCUUUCGAAGGAUAUCCAUUCACGUGGACGAACGGGAGAGUAGGGAGUGAAAAUAUCCAAUGCCGACUUGAUAAAAGCUUGACCUCGUUUGAGUUUUUGCAGAGGUUUCCUCUCACUAGAGUUUUCCACCUCGAUCGUUAUGGCUCCGACCAUGCUGCGUUGCGGAUUGUUAUACAACGAGAAGACGAGACUGUCAGAAGGAGAUACUUGUUCCGGUUCGAGGAAGCCUGGACCAAGGAGGGGCGAUGUGGGGAUUUAAUCAAGGUUUUAUGGAGAAGAAACUCAGGACCUCUCCCUAAACAGAUCAGUUCUAUGCAGGAACUUCAGUACGAAUUCAAGGACCUGCGAACCAACAACAUAAGGAAAGAGAUUUUGCGGCUGGAGGAGCUCAUCAAAACAGAUAAACAAUGGUCAGGGGAUCCUGUGGAAAUUCAGGAGUAUAAAGCUAUUGAAAGUCAAAGAGAUAGACUGCUGAGAAUAGAGGAGACCCUUUGGAGACAGAGAAGUAGAGCAGUGUGGCUUAGAGACGGAGAUAGAAAUACCAAAUUUUUCCACCUUAAAGCGGAUCAAAGGAGGAAGACUAAUCAGAUUAAGAGGUUGAAGGACAAAGACGGCAAGUGGAUGCGGGGGAAGGAAAAUUGUGAGAGAAUUCUGGUUUCUUAUUUUAAAGAUAUUUUUACCUCUUCCAAUCCUACAAAUACGAGUGAGGUUUGUAAUUCUAUCCGCCGGAAACUUUCUGAGAAUGAUAAAAUCUCAUGUGCUAGACGAUUUACAGCUACGGAGGUCACAGAGGCUCUAUUUGAAAUGCACCCCACCAAGGCACCGGGUCCGGAUGGUCUACCUGCCUUGUUCUUCCAAAAAUUCUGGCCCACUGUUGGAAAUGACGUGAUCCGCUUCGUGCUGGCAAUUCUCAAUGAAAAUGGGGAUCCUACUGCCAUUAACAAUACAUUUAUCUCCCUCAUACCUAAAAGGAAAAAUCCAUCCAACCCUGGAGACUUUCGCCCGAUUAGCCUAUGCAAUGUGAUCAUGAAGAUUGUCACCAAAGCAAUUGCUAACAGGAUGAAGCCUUUUCUUCCGGAGAUCAUUAGCGAGGAGCAAAGUGCAUUUAUAAAGGGAAGGCUUAUAACGGACAACGCGUUAAUAGCGAUGGAGUGCUUUCAUUGGAUGAAACAUAAAACAAAAGGGAAAAAAGGAACUAUGGCGUUGAAGCUUGAUAUGUCUAAAGCUUAUGAUAGAUUAGAGUGGAGAUUUGUGGUGGAAGCCUUGAGUAGAAUGGAGUUCCCCCCAUCCAUUAUCUCUCUCAUUCACAAAUGCAUUUCAACAGUCUCGUACCAAUUGCUAAUCAAUGGUCAGCCGAGCAAACGGUUCAUCCCAGCUAGGGGCCUCCGUCAAGGAGACCCACUCUCACCUUAUUUGUUUGUUAUCUGUGCAGAUGUACUUUCUAGUAUGCUUAAAAAUGAAGCUGAGGCGAGGAAGAUACAUGGAAUCAAAGUAGCCAGGAACUCCCCAACCAUCUCUCAUCUCUUUUUUGCAGAUGACAGCUUGUUGUUCGCCAGAGCAAAUGAAGAGGAGGCAGCUCGUAUUCAACAGGUCCUCGAGUCUUACCAAAAAGCCUCGGGUCAGAGCAUUAACGCUGAUAAAUCCGAAGUUUCUUUUAGUAGAAACACUGGAGAAGAAGCUAGAGAAAGGAUCAAAGAUAAGCUGGGAUUUAAAGGAGUUAACAGUCACUCCAAUUAUUUAGGGCUUCCGGUGGUUUUAGGGAGAUCUAAAAAAGAGGUUUUUCGAAUGGUGGUUGACCGGGUUUGGAAGAAAGUAAAAGGUUGGAAAGAAAAGUUUCUCUCAAGGGCCGGCAAAGAAAUCCUGAUCAAGGCUGUAGCACAGGCUAUACCGACGUAUAUUAUGAGUUGUUACCGCCUAACUGAUAGUGUCUGCACCGAAAUUGAAGCAAUGCUUGCCAAGUUUUGGUGGGGCUCUAAAGAAGGGGAGCGGAAAAUACAUUGGCUGAAAUGGGACAAAUUGACAGUGUCUAAAAGGGAAGGUGGACUCGGCUUCAGAGGUAUCCAAGACUUCAACACUAGUCUCCUUGGAAAACAGUUCUGGAGGCUUCUACAGGCGGAUGGUUCUCUUCUGCAGCGUUUCUUCAAAGGUCGUUAUUAUCCCCGUUGUUCUAUUACAGAUGCGAGCACUGGAUUCAAACCAAGCUAUGCCUGGCGCAGUAUUAUGAGCUCUAAGGAUCUGGUCAUGAAAGGUUCUCGUUGGCGGAUUGGAAACGGAGAGAAUGUCAGUAUCUUUGGGGAUAGGUGGAUUCCGACACGACCUGACUUCAAACCUUCUGCUAGAGCCCGUGUCCUAAACGAAACAAGCAAAGUCAGCUCUCUAAUAGAAUCCAAUAGUGCUUCUUGGAAUAUGGAUGUUCUUCGUGAAAACUUCUGCGAGGAGGAUGUUAGACACAUAAGCAGUAUAUCUCUUUCUCACCAACUCCCUGCUGACAGCCUUAUCUGGCACUAUGAAAUUGAUGGAGCCUAUUCAGUGAAGACAGCCUACCAUAUUCAAAGAACAUUGAGCCAUCAAAAUGACCCUGAAUCUUCAUCAACACACAAUCUCUUUUUCUGGAAACAACUUUGGAAACUUCAAGUGAAUCCAAGGAUAAAAAAUUUCUUGUGGAGGCUUUUCAAAGAUAUUCUGCCCACAAAAUUGAACCUGCUAAAGAAAGGUAUACCAUCUGAUGGAAUCUGUCCUCUGUGUAAUUCUGACCAAGAGAGCUCUCUUCAUCUGUUCCUCUAUUGUGAUUUUGCUAGAAGAACGCUCUUUGCUGGCCCACUGGGAAUUCGUACUCCGGGAGCGGGAGACAUUGCAGACUGGCUCAGUGCUAUUUAUAAGAGCAAGGACAUGGUGAUGGGGCAAGUGAUUGCCAUAUUCUUGUGGAAAAUUUGGCAAGUCCGUAACGGUGUGGUCUUUCGUAAUCUGAAACCAUGUCCAGGUGCGGUGGCCAUGGACAUUUGGAAUUCUAUCCCUGAGGAAUCAGUGGGAUGCUUGAGUUCAAGGAUGAGCAGGCAACAAGCUGACUCUGCAUUGAGAAGGUAUGAGGGCUGGACCGUUCAAACGGACGCAGGCUGCUUUGAUGAAGGUGUGGUUUCCUUUGGUUGUGUCAUUCGGGAUCCUACAUCCAAUAUUUUCCUUGCUGCUACAAAGAGAAUUAUAAGCAUUACAGACCCGGCUAAUGCUGAAGCGCAGGCUAUUCGAUGGGCUCUGUCAGUGGCAAAGGAGUUGGGACUCAAGGAUUUCGUUCUCCAGUCGGAUGCUAUGACAGUAGUGGACUGCAUUAACGGCGUUGUCACCAAUGCAGAACUGAAUCCUAUUAUUCUUGAUUGCAAACUUUUAAUGUCUAGCUUUAAUAGUGUGUCUGUUAUGUUUAUCAGUAGGUGUGUCAACACUGAUGCACAUCAAUUAGUUAGUAUUGGCAAACACUCUGGAACUAGGACUUGGACGGGUUUUAUCCCCAGUACUGAUCCUUCUGUGAGCUGGCAUGGAAAAAUGAAAACCAUUCUAGGUAUUGGAAGUGCAAUAAUGGUAGCAUUGCUGAUGUGCGUCAUAUUUUGUUGUAUUAGAGGUAAACCAUCAAUACAACAAGUAAAUUUCCGGUAUAAAACAAAAAAUGAUAAAAAUAUCGAAGCAUUUUUCAAAGAAAAUGGAGCUCUAACGCAAAAGAAGUAUAAAUUUUCUGAAAUAAAGAAAAUGACAAAUUCAUUCGAAAUUAAACUUGGUCAAGGGGGUUUUGGGGUUGUGUAUAAAGGAAAGUUAUUCAAUGGUUGUCUUGUGGCGGUGAAGAUAUUGAAUGCAUCAAAAAGAAAUGGUGAAGAUUUUAUUAAUGAGAUUGCAAGUAUUACUAGAACCUCACAUGUUAAUAUUGUCACUCUUGUUGGAUUUUGUUUUGAAGGUAGUAAAAAAGCACUUGUAUAUGAAUUUAUGUCUAAUGGUUCUCUAGACAAAUUUAUUUAUAAUAAGGGACCUGAAACUAUUAUAUCUGUAAGUUGGGAUAAUUUGUAUCAAAUUGCGAAAGGAAUAGCUCGUGGGCUAGAGUAUUUGCAUAGAGGAUGCACCACUCGAAUUUUACAUUUUGACAUUAAACCACAUAAUAUUCUUUUGGAUGAGAACUUUAGUCCAAAGAUUUCUGAUUUUGGACUUGCAAAGCUCUGCCCUAAAAAAGAGAGCAUUAUCUCGAUGUCGGAUCAAAGAGGGACGAUGGGAUAUGUAACUCCGGAAGUGUGGAAUAAACAUUUUGGAGGAGUUUCACAUAAGUCUGAUGUUUAUAAUUAUGGAAUGAUGUUGUUAGAAAUGGUGGGUGGGAGGAAAAACAUUAAUGCUGAAGCAAGUCACACAAGUGAGAUAUAUUUUCCUCGUUGGGUAUUCAAUAAACUUGAGUUUGGUAGUGAUUUGAGACCUGGUGUAGUAAUGGAUACAGAAGAAGAUGAGAUUGCAAGGAAAAUGACCAUUGUGGGUUUAUGGUGUAUUCAAAUAUUUCCUAAUGAUAGGCCUACUAUGAGUAAAGUGGUUGAAAUGUUAGAAGUUAGCACAAGUUCUUUAGAAAUACCACCAAUGCCAUUACUUUCCUCUCCUAUUAGACCAGUAUCAGAGUCUUGAAUGUUUCUAAUUUAAGGGCAUGUAUAAUUAUAUUUUACUUUUUAAUUGGAGUAGUGAUCAUCUCAACCUUGUUAAUCAUCUUGUAAAGUAAAGUGGAUCUCAAUGUCUCAAAUUAUUUUUAUAUUGAAUGCAUAAUAUUCAUGAGCAAUUGAUCAUGUAAACUCUAUUAUCAUUUUAUAAUUAUUUCUUUUAGAAGUUGGUGAUAAUCACCUGCUAGUAAGUGGUGAUCGAGGCCUAUCCUUAACACUUAUUAUGAAGAAAAAAAAUAGGUAUGUUAGUUUUUUCUAUAGCAAGCUGAUAUACAAAUUAAGAUCUAUCUAACACACAAACACAAUAAUUAUAUUAUAAUUAUGUUUAAAUAAGUAUUUCUACUAACUCUGAUUGCUGUCUUUUUUAAAUACAUAAAAUUUUAUGUCAAAAAUAAAAAUGUAACGAGUUAAAUUUAAAUGUUAUAACUCUGCAGUGGUGAUUUUGUUGCUAUGGCUUGUUACUGGUGAAAUAAUUUGCGGCAGUCAGGAGAUUUGUGGAGGAAUAGCUGUAUGUUCUUUAGGUGUUU
Molecule: messenger RNA, 5731 nt
Organism: Vicia villosa (hairy vetch)
Lineage: Eukaryota; Viridiplantae; Streptophyta; Magnoliopsida; Fabales; Fabaceae
Exons: 3
Coding region: 1-5175 (1724 amino acids)
Biological process (GO): protein phosphorylation
Molecular function (GO): ATP binding; RNA-DNA hybrid ribonuclease activity; nucleic acid binding
Source: RefSeq, a predicted model, not a curated record